AUGUUAUCAAUAGCAACAAUUCUCGGCAUAAUCAAUUGGUGUUCAGUUUUUAUAUGUAUUCUCAUAUUUUUAUUGAUUUUUGCAUUUAUAUUUAAAUGUCGUCGAGAAUUACAUGAUGCAUCUUUACUAUUAACAUGUUAUACUUGUUUGGUUACAUUAUUAACGUGUUUUACAAUGAUCGUAAUGACUAGUUCAAACUUAUUUACAGGAUUUUUAAUUUACAAUAUGAAAUUUUGUUUCGCAUGGGGUUUAUUCUAUGAUAUAUUUGAAUGUGCAAUUUACUAUAGUUAUUGCUUACAAGCAAUAUAUCGUUUAUGUCGUAUUGUUUUUUACACAAAGAAAUUUCUGGCAUCCUCUUCAUUAUAUUUUAUAUUAAUUAUUUGUCAAUGGCUAUUGAUAUUAGCUUUUCUUGUACCACCAGUUUUUGUCGAUUGGUAUGCUCGUUUACCAACAGAAAAAUAUUGUCUUAUUCCUUACACAUAUGUUAUUGCAGAAGUCUAUCAUAUUCUUAUUUUAUAUCUUAUUCCAUUAAUAUGUAUUGGAAUAAUAUAUAUAUGGAUAACUACAUUUAUGCGUCGGACCACUCAUGCAUCGACAAUUAUUAUUGCAGUUAUACAACGACAACGAAAUCAAAGAGAUUUAACAGUUAUUAAACGUAUUAUAAUGUUGAUAGGAGUAUUAAUUUUAUUGCGUUUUCCAACAAUUAUUUUUAUGGUAUAUGCAAUUAUUGUUGGACGUCUAUAUCCAUUAACAUAUGGAAUAGUUGGCGUUAUUACAUCAACAUGUUUAAUAUUUAUUGGAGUUGCAACAAUUUAUACAACACCACCAUUACGAAAACUAAUUCACAACCAUUUCGUUCAUUACAAUAAUCAAGUGCAAGCUGGACCAAUACCAAUGAAUCACAUAGGUGCUCUAAAAACAGUGAGUAAUCACAUCAAAAGCGUUCAAAAAUGCAAACAAAAUGUUAUUCCAUCGGUACAAAAUCAUUCGUAA
Molecule: messenger RNA, 993 nt
Organism: Rotaria sp. Silwood1
Lineage: Eukaryota; Metazoa; Rotifera; Eurotatoria; Philodinida; Philodinidae
Source: the annotation of a GenBank genome assembly